UAACCGUUCAGUUUCAAACUCCACCGGAUUGCAGUGGAGUUUUAUCGCGCAUUACGAGCGACACAGGCGCUCAGGACAGAAGUGUGUGUGUUUGUUGAUGUAGCUUUUGCUAAAAUUUAUAUGUCAAACAUUAAAUAACAGAAUUAAAAUGUCCUCAAGAUUCAUAUACGUCUUUGGAUAAACUUUGGAGUUUUUAAUGAAUGGAUGGAGAGCAUUUUAUUUCAACAUAAAAUGGGUAAACUUCAGUCCAAACACGCCUGCAAAAGGAGAGAAAAUCCUGAAGGGGACAGUUUUGUAGUGAGUGGGUUUCUUUCGAAAAGAGGAGGAGAAAGUGAGAGGGCCGAGCACAAAACGCGACACAUUCAGGACUUAGACAGCUGUGAGUUUAAAGAUGGACUGUUUGGAGAACACCGCUGCCCCCUAGAGGUGGUUCUGCCUCCUGAGAAGGCGGAGGGCUGCGAGAGCUCUAUGCAGUUUGCCAACGGUGAGGACGGAGAGAGCAAUAAAGCAAGGAAGCGCAUAAGUCUGAAUGAGCUGGAGUGCGACGUGUCCGUGGAAGAUGAUAACAGACAGGAGUGGGUCUUCACCCUGUAUGACUUUGACAACAGCGGCAAAGUGACCAAAGAGGACAUGUCGAGUCUGAUGCACACUAUCUACGACGUCGUGGACGCCUCGGUUAACCAGUCGUGCCACAGCAAGAGCAAAACGCUGCGUGUGAAGCUGACAGUUACACCUGAGCCCAGCCCUCGGCGGAGAGAACACAACACACACACCGGGACAGAUAGGGACUGGAGCUGUAGCCGUGUGGAAGCCACACAGCAGGAAGAGGUCCGCGGGGGAGACAAGCGCCACUCGACACACGUGAGGGACUCGCUGGAGAGGAAUCAUUACUGCGUUGAUGAGAACACAGAGAGGAGGAAUCACUACUUGGACCUUGCCGGCAUUGAGAACUACACCUCUAGAUUUGAAACCAUAGUGCCCCCUACAGUGCAUCAAGAUAAUAUAACCCGUCCGUCUCAGUCUCAGAGCCGCUCUCGCUCCCAUGAGCCGGACUUGCACUGUCAGCAGCGCCGUUCACAGCUCUUCAGCGAUCACUGCGCUUCUCGUGCCGUCCACCCCACCAGACCCCAUAAAGGGGCAUCUAAAGGGGGCGGGACUACACCGACAAGGGCCAGCAAGUGUUAUGGGCAUCACGGUGGGCAGGAUGUGUAUCACCUACCCCAGCAGAGCCAGCCUCAGCCACACACACACUCUCAGCACCCCCUGCAACACAGCCACAGCAAGAGGCUGAGAUCCAGAACGCAGAGUAAACACACACCACAAUCACCCGAUCGGGAACACACACACGCCGCAGGUUUCGUGGUACCCACGGUGCAACGGCACGAGCAUCAUCACCACCACGAGCAUCACCAUCAUCAUCACUAUCAUCACUACCAUCAGACAUGAUCGUGCACACACACAUAUACACACAUGUAGUAUGUUCUACUCAUGUCAAAACCACAGACAUAUCAAGGCUCCUAAAAACUGAAUGGAAAUCAGAUGUUUCAAGCUGGACAUGUUGCUCCUUGCUCACGUUUGCACACAUUCCUGACACUCUGAGUGCGUUUUGCCAUAUUACAUACUCCAGGUCUCCUUUUAUCCAAUCUCAGGUUAAAGCUGCUGCUGUUUAAGCUUUUCAGAGAAACAGCUACUUCUCUCAGAUACCUGCUGUGGACUGAGGGAUCUUCCUCUUACCAGGGUACACAUCACCACUGCCAGUUAAUGCAAUGCAAAAAAUAUAUACCUGUACGUUAUGAAAAUGUAUAACUAUAAACUUUUAUUGUUUAAUUAUACAGACAGCAUAUGCAUAUUUAUCAUGAUCAAUAUGUAUGCAUAUAUAUUUUAUCUUGUUUUCAUACAUAUUUUAAUAAAAUACUUCAUACGCA
Messenger RNA from Tachysurus fulvidraco (yellow catfish), 1925 nucleotides. It is a transcript of the gene nkd2b, whose product is annotated as NKD inhibitor of WNT signaling pathway 2b. NCBI's taxonomy places the organism in Eukaryota, Metazoa, Chordata, Actinopteri, Siluriformes, Bagridae. The record is from RefSeq and is a predicted model, not a curated record. Gene Ontology annotation, molecular function: calcium ion binding. Gene Ontology annotation, cellular component: cytoplasm. The transcript has 10 exons. Gene Ontology annotation, biological process: negative regulation of Wnt signaling pathway. Bases 205 to 1446 code for a protein of 413 amino acids.